AUGACGGUUUCAUACACCCUCAAAGUGGCAGAGGCUCGCUUCGGAGGCUUCUCUGGUUUGCUUCUCCGUUGGAGGGGAAGCAUCUACAAGCUCCUCUACAAAGAGUUCCUCCUCUUCAUCGCCCUGUAUGCUCUGCUCAGCAUCACCUAUCGGUUGCUGCUGACCCAGGAGCAGAGGCAUGUAUAUGCUCAGGUGGCCCGAUACUGUAAUCGUUCUGCAGAUCUCAUCCCCUUAUCCUUUGUACUGGGUUUCUACGUGACCCUGGUGGUGAACCGCUGGUGGGCCCAGUAUACAAGUAUUCCACUGCCAGACCAGCUGAUGUGCGUCAUCUCGGCCAGCGUGCACGGCGUAGACCAGCGUGGCCGCCUGCUGCGCCGUACCCUCAUCCGCUAUGCCAACCUGGCAUCUGUGCUGGUGCUGCGCUCGGUCAGCACCCGCGUGCUCAAGCGCUUCCCCACUAUGGAGCACGUGGUGGAUGCAGGUUUCAUGUCCCAGGAAGAGAGGAAAAAGUUUGAGAGCCUGAAAUCCGACUUCAACAAGUACUGGAUCCCAUGUGUCUGGUUUACUAACCUGGCAGCCCAGGCCAGGAGGGAUGGGAGAAUCCGUGACGACAUUGCUCUCUGCCUGCUCCUGGAAGAGCUGAACAAGUACCGGGCCAAGUGCAGCAUGCUAUUCCACUAUGACUGGAUCAGCAUACCUCUCGUCUAUACCCAAGUGGUGACCAUAGCAGUAUACUCCUACUUUGCCCUCUCCCUGGUUGGCCGCCAGUUUGUGGAGCCAGAGGCAGGGACUGCCAAACCUCGGGAGCUGUUAGAGCCAGGACAGGAGCCAGCAUCUACUCUGGGGGACCUGGACAUGUAUGUGCCUCUCACCACUCUGCUGCAGUUCUUCUUCUAUGCUGGCUGGCUCAAGGUGGCGGAACAGAUUAUCAACCCCUUUGGGGAGGACGAUGAUGACUUUGAGACUAACCAGCUCAUAGACCGCAACUUACAGGUGUCCCUGCUCUCCGUAGACGACAUGUACCAGAACCUGCCUCCCGCUGAGAAGGACCUGUACUGGGAUGAAGACUCAGCGCAGCCGCCUUAUACGGUGGCCACCGCAGCCGAGGCUCUGAGGCCUUCUUUCCUGGGUUCCACCUUCAACCUUCGCGUGAGCGACGACCCCGAGCAGAACGUGCAGGUGGACACGUCCCCAGGGUCUGCUAGGCCGCUGCCCGCCGCGCAGACCCCGUUGCUCGGCCACUUGUUUGCCGCAGGAGCACCCUCGCCUGCCAUCAGCCUCCGGACCUUCGGCCGCGCGCGCGGAGUCCCUCGGACCCCUCAUCUGCUGCGCUUCCGAGCGGAGGAGGGCGGCGACCCCGAGGCCGCGGAUCGCAUUGAGGAGGCGUCGGUGGGGUCAGGGGACGAGGCUGGGGAACCCUGA
This is a messenger RNA of Hyaena hyaena (striped hyena), 1422 nucleotides long. RefSeq names its product bestrophin 4 (gene BEST4). The transcript is spliced from 9 exons. Lineage: Eukaryota; Metazoa; Chordata; Mammalia; Carnivora; Hyaenidae. Gene Ontology annotation, molecular function: chloride channel activity. The coding region runs from base 1 to 1422 and encodes 473 amino acids. The record is from RefSeq and is a predicted model, not a curated record.